This is a messenger RNA of Ceratosolen solmsi marchali, 461 nucleotides long. RefSeq lists its product as uncharacterized. The record is from RefSeq and is a predicted model, not a curated record. Bases 179 to 424 code for a protein of 81 amino acids. The transcript is spliced from 2 exons. Lineage: Eukaryota; Metazoa; Arthropoda; Insecta; Hymenoptera; Agaonidae.
CAAUGACGUCAUUAAUAAUAUGAAUACAUUGCAAGUGAUAUUUGGUUAGUUAGUAGUGAGGACUUUUAUCGAAUAUUUAUUAUAAAUAUUAUGGAAUGGAAAUAAAAUACUAAUAGCGUUUUAACGAAAACAUGCGACAAUUUACUAAUUUUUAAUUUUUAAUCCAUUACAAAUUGUCAUGGACGAAGAAACAUUGAAUAGGUUAGCAGCAGAGGCUUUACUUCAGGAAGCCAAGAUUGGAGCAAGAAGAGCAGCUAUAAUUGGUCCAAGUGGGUGGAUUAGAAAGAGAGAGACGAUAAAUAAACAGUUUCUUCAUGCAACAUUAAAAAAUGUAAUUUCAUCCAACAGACACAAAACAUUUAGUAAUAAAAGUAAACAGAAUAAUACUUCCAGUAAAUCAUUAGAGAACAAUGAUAAGCAUUGACAAUUUUAUAAUUUAUUUUAAUUAUAGAAAUCAGUUU